Molecule: messenger RNA, 2469 nt
Organism: Cucumis sativus (cucumber)
Lineage: Eukaryota; Viridiplantae; Streptophyta; Magnoliopsida; Cucurbitales; Cucurbitaceae
Product: beta-galactosidase-like
Exons: 3
Coding region: 157-2469 (770 amino acids)
Biological process (GO): carbohydrate metabolic process
Cellular component (GO): vacuole; cell wall
Molecular function (GO): carbohydrate binding; beta-galactosidase activity
Source: RefSeq, a predicted model, not a curated record
UCCUUGAGUAAUCCUCUGCUUUUCUUGAUUAGUCCAUUAAUUAUAUAUAGUUGUUGUAAAUUAAAUGUCUCCUAUGAUUCAAAUGCCAUAAUUAUCAACGGUGAACGUCGCAUUAUCUUCUCAGGUUCAAUUCAUUAUCCGCGCAGCACAGAAGAGAUGUGGCCUGAUCUUAUUCAAAAGGCUAAAGAUGGUGGACUUGAUGCAAUUGAGACAUACAUUUUUUGGGAUCGCCAUGAGCCUCAUCGACGAAAAUACGAUUUCUCUGGACAUCUAAAUUUUAUCAAAUAUUUUCAGCUUAUCCAAGAGGCUGGACUUUAUGUAGUUAUGAGAAUCGGUCCCUAUGUGUGUGCUGAAUGGAACUACGGAGGCUUUCCACUAUGGUUGCACAAUAUGCCUGGAAUCCAACUACGUACAAAUAAUCAAGUCUACAAGAAUGAAAUGCAGACUUUCACGACAAAAAUAGUUAAUAUGUGUAAACAAGCCAACCUCUUUGCAUCACAAGGAGGACCAAUAAUAUUAGCUCAAAUUGAGAAUGAGUAUGGAAAUGUGAUGACACCGUAUGGAGAAGCAGGAAAAACAUACAUCAAUUGGUGCGCUCAAAUGGCUGAAUCUCUAAAUAUUGGCAUUCCAUGGAUCAUGUGCCAACAAAGCGAUGCACCACAACCUAUCAUCAACACAUGUAAUGGAUUCUACUGUGAUAACUUUACUCCUAAUAAUCCUAACAGCCCAAAAAUGUUUACUGAAAAUUGGGUAGGAUGGUUUAAGAAAUGGGGUGACAAAGACCCUCAUAGAACUGCAGAAGAUGUGGCAUUUUCGGUGGCAAGAUUUUUUCAAUCCGGUGGCAUACUUAACAAUUAUUACAUGUAUCAUGGAGGCACCAACUUUGGAAGAACAUCAGGAGGUCCAUUUAUCACUACGUCCUAUGAUUAUGAUGCCCCACUUGAUGAAUAUGGAAACUUGAAUCAACCGAAAUGGGGACAUCUUAAACAACUUCAUGCAUCAAUCAAAUUGGGAGAGAAGAUUCUCACUAACAGCACCCGCUCAGACCAGGACUUUGGUAGCUCUGUAACAUUUACGAAAUUCUCUAACUUAGAAACUGGAGAGAAAUUCUGUUUUUUGAGUAAUGCUGAUGAAAACAAUGAUGCUAUUGUAGACAUGUUGGGGGAUAGAAAAUAUUUUUUACCAGCUUGGUCUGUGAGCAUUCUUGAUGGUUGCAACAAAGAGAUUUUCAACACUGCAAAGGUUAGUUCUCAAACAUCUCUAUUUUUUAAGAAGCAAAAUGAGAAGGAAAAUGCAAAACUCUCCUGGAAUUGGGCUUCAGAGCCCAUGAGAGACACUCUACAAGGAUAUGGCACAUUUAAGGCAAACCUUCUUUUGGAACAAAAAGGGGCUACUAUUGAUUCCAGCGACUACUUGUGGUAUAUGACAAAUGUUAACUCCAAUACGACAUCUUCACUUCAAAAUUUGACGCUCCAAGUGAAUACAAAAGGUCACGUGCUUCAUGCUUUCAUAAAUAGAAGAUACAUUGGAUCACAAUGGGGGAGCAAUGGACAAAGUUUUGUGUUUGAGAAACCUAUUCAAUUGAAAUUAGGAACCAAUACUAUAACCCUUUUGAGUGCCACAGUCGGACUAAAGAAUUAUGAUGCAUUUUAUGACACAGUGCCAACAGGAAUUGAUGGAGGUCCUAUUUAUUUAAUUGGUGAUGGAAAUGUUACAACUGAUUUGUCAUCAAAUUUAUGGUCUUAUAAGGUUGGAUUAAAUGGAGAAAGAAAGCAACUUUAUAACCCAAUGUUCUCAAAUAGAACGAAAUGGAGCACACUAAAUAAAAAAUCUAUUGGAAGAAGAAUGACAUGGUUUAAAGCUACCUUUAAAACCCCUUCAGGAACUGACCCAGUAGUAUUGGACAUGCAAGGAAUGGGAAAAGGUCAAGCUUGGGUAAAUGGACGAAGCAUAGGGCGAUUUUGGCCUUCUUUCAUUGCUAGUAACGAUAGUUGCAGUGAAACUUGUGACUACAAAGGUUCAUAUAACCCUAACAAAUGUGUUAGAAACUGUGGAAAUUCCUCUCAAAGAUGGUAUCACAUUCCACGAUCGUUUAUGAAUGAUAGCAUAAACACAUUAAUUUUAUUUGAAGAAAUUGGAGGAAAUCCCCAAAUGGUGUCAGUUCAAACCAUCACUAUUGGAACUAUAUGUGGAAAUGCUAAUGAAGGAAGCACCUUAGAGUUAUCAUGCCAAGGAGGGCAUGUCAUCUCCGAAAUCCAAUUUGCUAGCUAUGGACAUCCAGAAGGAAAAUGUGGUUCAUUUCAGUCAGGCUUGUGGGAUGUGACAAAGAGUACUACUAUAAUAGUGGAAAAGGCUUGCAUUGGUAUGAAAAAUUGUUCAAUUGAUAUAUCUCCAAAUUUAUUCAAAUUGAGCAAGGUUGCAUACCCAUAUGCAAAAUUGGCCGUUCAAGCACUUUGUUCACAUGAUUGA